UGAUUUUUGUAGCUAGCUAGCUAGCUCAACAAUGCCACUGCUGCUUCAGCUGGACCCCCUUGUGUACUUAAGCUGUCGCGGUGCGGGCUGUUGUCUGCUGAAAGCAAAGCAGUUCGUGUGAUCGGUGGCAGGGAGGGGGAAGGGAAGGCCGGAGCGAGCGAUCGAUUUGAUUGCGCCAUGGUUGUAUGAUACACUCUGAGAGUAUCUGAGAGUAUCUCCUCGUGGUGGUGGUGGUGGAGCUUUUUGAGCUGCAUCGCCAUGGCGCGGUCGUUGUUGACUCUCUGUAUCGUCCUUCAGCUAGUUGCUUGCAUUGUAACAGGUGCAGAGGGGGUUACCUUCACCUUUAUCAAUCACUGUAAAUUCACGGUGUGGGUGGGAGUGCAGCCCAAUGGAGGGCUACCUCUGCUGGUCGGCGGUGGAUUUGAGUUGGCUGCCGGCAAGCAAGAUGCGGUGACUGCGUCGGCAAGCUGGGGCGGGCGAUUUUGGGGACGCACUGGCUGCAAAUUCGAUAGUGCCGGGAAGGGGAAUUGUGAAACUGGAGAUUGCGGGGGCGUGCUCAAAUGCGGUGGUGCUGGCGGCAACCCUCCUGCGUCCUUGGCGGAAAUCACACUUAAUGGCGCCGACGGCAAUGAUUUCUACGACAUUAGCUUGGUCGAUGGCUACAAUCUGCCUCUUUCAAUGGCGCCUUCCGGGGGAACUGGGAAGUGCGGCGCCCCUGGAUGCAUCAGCAACUUGAACGAUAAUUGCCCCGCAGCUCUUCAGUUUCUCGCAGAAGGUGUGCUGGUUGGUUGCAACAGUGCGUGCAAUGCGUUCAACACGCCCGAGUACUGUUGCACCGGAGCGUUUGGUGGACCAACCACCUGCCCUCCAACCCAAUAUUCGAUGGCGUUCAAAUCUGCAUGCCCGACGGCUUACAGUUAUGCAUACGACGACGCCACGAGCACUUUCACAUGUAAAGGAGCGAAUUACGCCAUCACUUUCUGCCCUACCGUAACACCGGUGGCAAAAGUAACUAGUAACACCACCACCCCAUCACUUCCGAACGGAGUUCCCGGCAGUCCUGGCAUUGACCAGUAUGGUACAGGCACUGGUGCAGGGAAUCGUCAUUCGGCUCAUGUUGUGUACAUUUUGCUACUAAGCAUCGCAGCAUUCUUCGCAUUGCUCGGAUAAUGAUGGUAACUCAACGUAAUGUUGGUAGUUCCUUUUUUGCUUGAAGCAUUUACCAAGAACACAUACUCAGCAUCAGAUGUGGACCUGGACUGGGCAAGCUACAAACGAAGCAGAAUUCACGUUUGAAGGGGUUUCCGAACUGGCGAACUAAUCCUCAUUUCGCCCUCAAGACACGGAUAAUGUGGGAGAAUAAAAAAUAAAGUAAAAAAUAAAAAAUAAAAAAGAGAGAGAAGAGAAGAAGAAGAAGAAGAAGAAGAAGAAGCUUAUACAUCAUCUAUUAAACUUGCUUAAACAUCAUCUAGCAAAUCACUUAAACCGUAGAAUGUUAAAAUACAUAGUUUUGGGUUUCAGUUACAUAUGAAAACACCGUCUCAGUUCGCAGAAUCGGCAUUUUAUGCCGUCCCUUGCUGCGACGACCAGCCGAGCUUCGCAUUUACUCAGUGCACACAUCGUUUCGGAAAUAGUUAACAAGAAAAUUUUGAUGCCUUGUAGGACAAUCAAAGGUGUCGAUGUGUAAGGGAACCAGAUGCCCAGAGAGAUGCACCAAAUAUAGAGGAGUCUAUCUGGAAUCGUAGGAUCACAAGGUGUAGCAACUCAAGUUGCUGUGCGAGAGAGAGAGAGAGGACGACGAUGCAUGGUGGCAUUUGGGAACUGUUGCCAAACCACAAUCAAUCAACGAAGAAACAAUCUUGAUCCUUGCAAUAUAUCCCUGGAAACACGCAUCUCUGUGCUUGCCUUAUUCGCA
Messenger RNA from Physcomitrium patens, 1915 nucleotides. Its product is annotated as pathogenesis-related thaumatin-like protein 3.5. The record is from RefSeq and is a predicted model, not a curated record. NCBI's taxonomy places the organism in Eukaryota, Viridiplantae, Streptophyta, Bryopsida, Funariales, Funariaceae.